Messenger RNA from Rhagoletis zephyria (snowberry fruit fly), 724 nucleotides. RefSeq names its product syntaxin-5-like. Gene Ontology annotation, cellular component: endomembrane system; Golgi membrane; SNARE complex. Lineage: Eukaryota; Metazoa; Arthropoda; Insecta; Diptera; Tephritidae. Gene Ontology annotation, biological process: intracellular protein transport; vesicle fusion; endoplasmic reticulum to Golgi vesicle-mediated transport. Gene Ontology annotation, molecular function: SNARE binding; SNAP receptor activity. The record is from RefSeq and is a predicted model, not a curated record.
CAAAAACAUAGCAAGUGCAUAUGCCAAGUUGGAAAAAUUGACAAUGCUGGCUAAAAAGAAGAGUCUUUUUGAUGAUCGACCGCAAUAGAUUCAAGAAUUGACUUACAUCAUGGUGUAUGCGUUACAAUCUAAAUUAGCCAGCAUGGGCACCGACUUCAAACAGAUACUAGAAGUGCGUAUAAAAAAUCUCAAACAACAAAAAGCGCGUCGGGAUCAAUUCGGGCAGUCACCAAUUGCUGCUAGCACUGUUCGCUCGAGUACAGCGAAACAGGGCUCCUUGCUGUUAAGCGAAGAGAAUACGGCCGUAAGCAUUGACAUGGCCGCAAGUGAUACAACACCAUUGCUGGGUGCAGUCGGAGGUAGUGGAAUACAGACGCAGCAGCAGAUUGCAUUAUAUGAUGACUCCGAUAGUUACGUGCAACAGCGGGCUGAGACUAUGCAGAACAUUGAAUCGACUAUUGUCGAGUUAGGCGGUAUAUUUCAACAAUCAGCACAUAUGGUUAAGGAGCAAGAGGAGACUGUGGAGCGUAUCGAUACAAACAUACAAGAUGCCGAAUUGAACAUAGAAGCGGCGCAUGGUGAAAUAUUGAAGUACUUCCAAACUGAUGAUAAAAAUCUUCGCAGUACUGAUAUUCUUUUUCAUAUUCUUCGUAGUUUUCCUUAUAUAAUAACGAAUAUGUUUGUGACACGGCAAGAUUUUAACAAGUCAGAUGCGCGGUCUUAA